AUGGCGGCAUGUCACUACACCACCGAAGGAGGGCGCGGCACCAACAACCCCCUCCAGCACAAGCCCCUCAUGCAGCAGGACUGGUCCUACCCGUGGAGGGGCCACGUCGCUGCUUUCUGGAGCCGAAUGGCCUCCUUCUGGGAACACCCGAAGAGACACCUUCGGCGAAUUGAGGCGUUGGUGGGCAAUAUGCCUCCCGAUGCGGUGGAGGCAACUGCCCUCCACCUUAAGGCGCAGGGGAUUGAGGCCUCCUCUCCCCAAGACUUCCUCUGCGCCCUUGGCUCGGCGAGGGCCGGCCUUCAACCCUUUCAGUGGUCCGACAGCUCCGCGACGAGGAGCAGCAACGGGCCCGGAAGGCAGAGACCGACGCGGUGGUCGAAUGGCUCGUGA
This is a messenger RNA of Symbiodinium sp. CCMP2592, 390 nucleotides long. The record is from the annotation of a GenBank genome assembly. Lineage: Eukaryota; Dinophyceae; Suessiales; Symbiodiniaceae.